Molecule: messenger RNA, 871 nt
Organism: Aplysia californica (California sea hare)
Lineage: Eukaryota; Metazoa; Mollusca; Gastropoda; Aplysiida; Aplysiidae
Source: RefSeq, a predicted model, not a curated record
CCAAUAAAAGGAAGUGCAAAAUUGUGCAGCAGAACAACAGACCGAGAUCUAUCACGAUGCUUCGCCUGGCAGUCUUAGUUUGCGCUCUCUGCUCGAGUCAUGCUUUACUUUUUAGUACCAGUGCAACUGGCACGUUCAGAGGUAAUCGGUACGUCAAGGGAAACGACUAUGCAGUGGUGCUGCUCUAUGACGUCAAAGGUUACAUCGCAGGCAUCCAAGCCUCUAUUCCUGGCAAUCAGACCGAUGGGUUCCCCAAACACAGGAGCGACAAGAUCUUUGUGAAGGAUGGGGACCGCUACACAAUCACAGCUUACUUCGUGGAUCCCUCCACUAUCUGCACCACGGGUAGAUCAGCGGCACAGUUCUCUUCACACGGCACGGGUACAAACUUGUACAUCCAAAAGGACGAGAAUCCCGAGGCUAGCACAAUGAUCCCACACCAGGAGACUAACGUAAAGAAAGUUUCUGAAUGGACUGAAGGAAAGUGUUUCUUAACCAUGGGAAAACACUACUGGCACAGUUUGACAAAAGACAAAAACAUGGACUGUAACAAAAUGUUGCCAGUUUUCCUCCUCUACAACGGGGGUGAACUCAACGGUUUUGGAUGGGCCAUGAAUACCAACCUUGGUUCCCCACGAUACGAGCACCCUACUAAAACGAGUAUUCCCAGCUUCAUGCACACCGUACCAACGUGUCUGCUAAAUGCACAGCAUCUGUCAACUAUGCACAUCUACUUUACCACCCAUGUUGAGCUGGAUCUCUGCUGAUUACACAUGCACGCAUUACUUAUGUACCUACACCACUGACUUUGACUUUGGUGUAGAACGAACGAUUUGUUCAUUGCAUAAAGAUGAAUACGUUUAAAAAGUCA